AUGGAUGACCCCCCGAUAAAGCCUCCCGUAUGUGAAUAUGUCAAGCGCAAUGAGGGGAUCGUUGCCGUGCCGGCCAAGAUCAUGUCCAUGGUGGGCCUGGAGCUGCUGGACCUCUCUCACAAUAAGAUCGAGAUGGUGCCCAAGGGCGUGCUGACGUGCCUUCCGAGGAUCAAGGUUCUGGAGCUGUCGCACAACAAUAUGAAAGCCCUGCCUGAUGACAUAGGCGAGCUCGGAUCCCUGGAGGUGCUCUCAGUGGGCCACAACCAGCUGGCGGCGCUGCCGGCUGCGCUGCUGGGGCUGGCGGGGCUGCGGGAGCUGGUGGCCGGCCACAACCUCAUCGCCGAGCUGGCUGGGCCCAUACACCUCAUGGAGAGCCUGCAGGUGCUGGACCUGUCCAGCAACCGCCUGCGCGCGCUGCCGCCCGACAUCGGGUGGCUGGCCGGGCUGCGCCAGCUCAACGUGAGCGGCAACCCUGAGCUGCGCAGCCCCUGCAAGGCGGUGCUGUCAAAGGGGCUGAAGGCGGUCAUGAGCUUCCUGCAGGUCGUGGGCGAGCAGCGCCGGAUGAUCGAGGCCCACAUGGCAUCCUUCACGGCGCCCCUGACCGCCCUCGCGGCGGCGCGCGGCCUCAACAUCACCGCCCCGGUGCAGAACGAGGCGGGCGCGCUGCUGCGGCUGCGGGCGGCGCAGCAGGCGGGCGUGCUUGGGCUGUCGAACUGCGGCCUGCUGCACAUCCCCGAGGCGGUCGCGUCGCUGGCGCCUGUGGUGCAGGUCAUGGACGCUUCCCGCAACAGGCUGCGCGCCGUGCCGGCGGACGUGUCUCUGCUGCAGCGGCUGGUGGUCCUAAACCUUGCACACAACAGCGUCGCGGCCCUCCCGGAUGGCUUCUCCUUGCCCCGCCUGGCGGCGCUCGACGUCUCCUGCAACUCCCUCCGCGCCCUGCCCCCCGACCUCGGCGCCCGCCUGCCGGCCCUGCGCCAGCUUUACGCGUCGUCCAACCGCCUGGAGUCCCUGCCAGACUCUCUGGCCCAGGCGCCCCUGCAGGAUCUGUUUGUGGGGGAGAACCCGAUCGGCGGGGGCGCAUUCCCCGGGGCCCUCGGGAAGUGCGGCCGGCUGGCGAAGCUGGGGCUGGCUGCCUGCGGGCUGAGGGGGGAGCUGCCGGCUGCAAUCGGCGGGAUGACGUCACUGAGGUGGGCGGGGUUUGGGGCGGAGGGGGGGGGGCUGGGCGGCUACACCACCGGCCGCGCCGAUCUCAUCACUCUGCUGCGCCAGCGCGCGCGCCCCUACCUAUUUUCAAACACCCUCGCCCCCGCCGUUGCGGGCGCGAGCCUGGCGGUGUUUGACAUCCUCUCAAAGAGCACUGAAUUGAGGGACAAGCUGGAGGCAAACACCAAGUACUUCCGUCAAAGGAUGACGUCAGCAGGCUUUGACCUGCGCCCCGGCAGCCACCCCAUCGUGCCCAUCAUGCUGGGCGACGCCGCCCUGGCCAGCACCAUGGCCGCCAAGAUGCUGGAGCGAGGGGUGUACGUGGUGGGCUUCAGCUACCCGGUGGUACCCAAGGGCAAGGCCCGCAUCCGCGUCCAGCUCAGCGCCGCCCACGAGACGCACCACAUUGACGCCGCAGUGGACGCGUUUGUGGCCGUCGGGCGCGAGCUCGGGGUCAUCAAAGGCUGA
Monoraphidium neglectum is the source of this 1671-nucleotide messenger RNA. RefSeq names its product glycine C-acetyltransferase. The record is from RefSeq and is a predicted model, not a curated record. Gene Ontology annotation, molecular function: protein binding; pyridoxal phosphate binding. The transcript is spliced from 12 exons. Lineage: Eukaryota; Viridiplantae; Chlorophyta; Chlorophyceae; Sphaeropleales; Selenastraceae. Bases 1 to 1671 code for a protein of 556 amino acids. Gene Ontology annotation, biological process: biosynthetic process.